This is a messenger RNA of Carica papaya (papaya), 841 nucleotides long. Its product is annotated as BTB/POZ domain protein, putative (DUF177). The record is from RefSeq and is a predicted model, not a curated record. NCBI's taxonomy places the organism in Eukaryota, Viridiplantae, Streptophyta, Magnoliopsida, Brassicales, Caricaceae.
AUCCCAGCAAAAUACACCCUACAUUCGACGGAUAGAAUUAGCCAGAGCCUGGCUAUUCUUCUACUUUUCUCGCAUGGAGAUAUUUUCCAAAGAAGCUACCUCUGUAACCUUACCUAACUUCAGACUUCGAACACUCUCCAUUCUAAUCUUUCUCCUUGCACUCGAAUGAAACUUUGCAUGCUCACCCUGAAAAGCCUCUUGCUAAAGCCAAGAUUAUAAAAUGUCACUUGUGUGCUCUUCAUCCUCAGCGGUUCCCACGUCAGUUAUUGCCCAUUUGAAAUUCCAGAGGGAGAUUUUAGGUCCUAGCUGCUUUAUUACUCGCUAUAAGUUUCCAUCUGUUACUACCAAGAAUAUUCAUUCAGUAUUUCAUACACCAUUUACUGUUCUGAGUUCUGUGAGAGAUUAUGCUGAAACUGGUUAUCAGCCAUUCACUGAGGAGACAAUGUCCUUUGAUUGGGAAGAUCUAGAGGAGAUUGAAGAUGCGGAUUCACCAUGGGAAGGCGCAGUUAUAUACAAGAGGAACCUAUCGGUUACACAUAUAGAAUACUGCACAACCUUGGAGAGGCUUGGGUUAGGGAAACUUUCAACUGAAAUCUCAAAAUCUAAGGCUUCAGUGAUGGGUUUGCUUGUUACAAAAGCUGUUAAAGACUAUCCUAAUGGGACGCCUGUUCUAGUCUCCAUUGACAUGACAAGGAAGAAGCAGAAAUUGAGGCUUGAUGGAAUUAUUCGAACUGUCAUUACACUUGGUUGCAACAGGUGCGGUGAGCCAGCUGCUGAGUGUGUUUUCUCCAACUUGUCGCUCCUACUUUGUGAGGAGCCCAUUGAAGAACUAGACAUUAUU